Messenger RNA from Morus notabilis, 1899 nucleotides. RefSeq names its product protein PTST homolog 3, chloroplastic. The transcript is spliced from 10 exons. Lineage: Eukaryota; Viridiplantae; Streptophyta; Magnoliopsida; Rosales; Moraceae. The coding region runs from base 25 to 1467 and encodes 480 amino acids. The record is from RefSeq and is a predicted model, not a curated record.
CCUUCAUCGACUGGAGUUUCUGUCAUGGGCGACAGCUCUCAUAGUUUGGUUAUGGAUUCAGAAGUCAAGUUGGAUGAUGAUAAUCAUGUGCUGGUAGAAGCUUCGGCUGAUUUGCCCUUGCGAGAAACAGCCUCGUAUGAUUUAGAAGGUCAGAAUGAGAAUGGUUUCAUUGUGGGUGAAAAUAGCUUCUCGGAAACUGAAGAUUCCAGUACGGAAUAUGAUUCGUGUCGUUCGGAAGAUCCAACUUUCGAUUCUGGAAACCAUAGCCAAAGGCCUUUGGAAACUUCAACCAACGCAUCCUUGGGGGAAAAUGGUUUAAAUGGUGGAGAUGAGAUGGUGAACAUAGCUAUAGAAUCUGCUGAAGGUUUGCUUGCUAAGGGAGAAACUGAGGAAAACGGUUUAAAUGGUGGUGAUGAGAUGGUGAACGUAGCUUUAGAAUCUGCUGAUGAUUUGCUCAUUGAGGGAGAAACCUGGGAAAAGGGUUUAAAUAGUGGGGAUGAGAUAGUGGACAUAGCUAUAGAAUCUUCUGAUGAUUUUCUUGUUGCGGGAGAGACCUCGCAAAAUUUUCAGUUCGAGGAUAACAAUGUGGCCACAGAGGAUACCUCAUCAGCUGAAGUAUUCAUUAUAGAAAAUGACUACAAGAGUUCGAAUAUUGAUUCAGCUCUCAGUUCCAAUGAUGAUAGUUCUGUGCCCAUAGAACUUUCAUCUUUGUCAUUGGAGGAAAGAGUGGCAAAUUUUAUGCAGUAUGGACACCUAGAUACAGUUGAAGAGGAUCAAUUUGUGACUUAUACUUCAGAGCACUCAGAGAAAGUGCCUAAUGGAGGUAAUGGUGCUAUCACGUCGAAUGAAAGUGCAGAAAAGUCUUUGCAACUUGUCCCUUCUACGACAGGAAACAGUCCUUUUAGGGACGAUGAUUUAUCAGCUGAAAGACAAAGUGCUCAAUUCAGCAAAAAUCUAGAUGUUAAGACAAGCAAAAGGGAGAACCGAGUUGAGAUUAGUCAUCUGAAGUUCAUGCUGCAUCAGAAGGAGUUGGAGCUAUCUCGGUUGAAAGAACAGAUUGAGAAAGAAAAGCAUGACUUGUCAGUUUUGCAAGCCAAUGCUCAGUCAGAAAUCAGCAAAGCACAACAACUUAUCUCAGAAAAAGAUGCAGAGUUACAUGCUGCUGAGGAAACCCUUUCAGGACUAGUGGAGGUUCAUAUUCAAUACCACGGGGAUGGUGAUAUUGUGGAGGUUGCUGGUAGCUUUAAUGGCUGGCAUCAUUGGAUCAAAAUGGAUCCGCAACCAUCAUCAAGCAUCAUAGAUUCUGUUGGACCCAGGAAAUCCAAAAUUUGGUCAACUGUGCUGUGGCUUUAUCCUGGGGUAUACGAGAUAAAGUUCAUUGUUGAUGGCGAGUGGAAGAUUGAUCCACAGAGAGAAUCAGUAACCCGUGGCUACAUAUGUAACAACAUUCUCCGAGUUGACAGAUGAAUAAUUUUGGCAAGGUGGAACCAUAGCAAUAAGUCUAGCAUGGAGGUUCCGGAGCACAAAUAAUGAAAGCAGUAAAAGAGUCUUCUUUUUAGUGGAAGGUGUCAAGGUUUAAGGGAGACAUGAAGCAUACAAGACCGCGCAGAUUAUGGAUCAAGAAGCGACGAGAUUUAGCCUGUGAAUGGUCGCCUUUGGUUUGUUCCUGCUCAGACAACGAUAUUAUCAACCUUACUGGUUAAAGCUGGCUUGUAUGGCCGCGUAUGACCUCCUAAUGAAGAAGACAUUUAACCGGCUACCCUUGUACAUAAAUAAGGUUGAAAACUCCUUGCGAUUAGCUUUCUCACUAGCAAUGAAAUUUUUUUGGGUAGUAGUAGUAGCAGGUUAUAGACUGUUGUUAAGAGCAUGUAAAUGUCCUUUACUACCAAUCAAUAAAAA